This is a messenger RNA of Homo sapiens (human), 2331 nucleotides long. It is a transcript of the gene SNX24, whose product is annotated as sorting nexin 24. Gene Ontology annotation, cellular component: cytoplasmic vesicle membrane. The record is from RefSeq and is a predicted model, not a curated record. Gene Ontology annotation, molecular function: phosphatidylinositol-5-phosphate binding; phosphatidylinositol binding; phosphatidylinositol-4-phosphate binding. NCBI's taxonomy places the organism in Eukaryota, Metazoa, Chordata, Mammalia, Primates, Hominidae. The transcript is spliced from 9 exons. Bases 22 to 762 code for a protein of 246 amino acids.
AGCCGGCUGGCCGGCGCGGCCAUGGAGGUCUACAUCCCGUCCUUUCGCUAUGAAGAGAGCGACCUGGAGCGGGGAUACACGGUGGUAAUAGUUUGGCAUAGAGCCUUCCAGACAAAAAUGGAAUCAUAUGAAGUUAUUGUUCUGGAAAUUGCUUUUUCAAAUGGAAGACUUACAUAUCAGGUGUUUAAGAUAGAAGUGCUAAUGAAUGGAAGAAAACAUUUUGUUGAAAAGAGAUACAGCGAAUUUCAUGCUUUGCACAAAAAGCUUAAGAAAUGUAUAAAAACUCCAGAAAUCCCUUCUAAACAUGUUAGGAACUGGGUCCCCAAAGUCUUGGAACAGCGACGACAAGGCUUGGAAACAUACUUACAGGCUGUCAUUUUAGAAAAUGAAGAACUUCCCAAACUGUUUCUUGAUUUCCUAAAUGUGCGACACUUGCCCUCUCUACCAAAGGCAGAAAGUUGUGGAUCUUUUGAUGAAACAGAGUCUGAAGAGUCAAGCAAACUGUCCCACCAGCCUGUGCUGCUGUUCCUCAGGGAUCCAUAUGUCUUGCCUGCAGCCAGCGAUUUUCCAAAUGUGGUUAUUGAAGGAGUCCUCCAUGGGAUAUUUUACCCUCAUCUACAGCCCAGGCAUGCCUGGCCCAUAUUGCUCUACAGGUUGUGCAUUGCACAAGUCCAAGCAGUGUCAUUCACAUGGACCACAGUGUUAAUAGUAUUCCAAGUCAUGCUUGGAACCCUGCACUUGGGGAAAUAUCAAAAACUUUAAUCAUUCAAACCAUGGAUUCACAGGCAAUAGAGAAGUAAAGGACAGAGAAAGGAAACCAGAGGAAGGAAAAGGAAAAAAAAAAUCCCAUUACCACUUAAGUCAGGAUGUGGGGACAUCAUUUGUCCUGCCUGGUUCCUGGACUUGGUGUUUUGCCUGGACUGUCUUCGAUGCUACCUUAUGCAGUGCCUCUCAGGCCUCAUCUCUGCCUACUCAUUCUGCAUAUUGGCAGCCCUCGUGUCCUUUCUCCUGGUGUCCUUGUUACUGCCCCCAUUACAAUCAGCCAUGUGAACAACCCCAAUAUCACCAUGACCAUCAAUACCUGGUAAAUCCUACAGUUACAGUUAUAAGUUCCCAUUGAAAAGAAGUUGAGCUCUCUUAAUCAGUUUAGAGAAAUAUGAUCACACUUUUGAAAUAACAGAUGGUUUUCAUCUCAUUUGUCAACUUUGAUCGAUUGACAAUGGCUGCUUGAAGUGCUGCAUCAAGAAGAAUUCUGGCACACCUGUGAGGAUGGCUACUAUCAAAGCAGAAAAUAACAAGUGUUGGUGAGGAGGUGGAGAAAUUGCAACCCUUGUAACUGUACAUUGCUGGUGGAAGUGUGAAAUGGUUGCAGCCUCUGUGGGAAAUGGUAUAACUUCUUCAAAAAAUUAAGCAUUGAAUUGCUAUGUGAUUCAGCACUUCCACUUCUGGAUAUAUACCUAAAAGAAGAAAGCAGGGACUCAAACAGCUAUUUGUAUAAUGAUAUGGUUUGGCUGUGUCCCCACCCAAAUCUCAUCUUGAAUUAAUCUUAGUUCCCAUAAUCACCACAGGUCGUCAGAGGGACCUGCCAGGAGGUAAUUGACUCAUGGGAGCAGUUACCCCCAUGCUGCUGUUCUUAUGAUAGUGAGUGAGUGCUCGUGAGAUCUGAUGGUUUUAUGAGGGGCUUUUCCCCCUUUUGCUUGGCACCUCUCCUUCCUGCCAUCAUGUGAAGAAGGAUGUGUUUGCUUCCCCUUCUGCCAAGAUUGUAAGUUUCCUGAGGCCUCCCCAGACAUGUGGAACUGUAAGUCAAUUAAACUUCUUUCCUUUAUAAAUUACCCACUCUCGGGCAGUCCUUUAUAGAAGCAUGAGAACGGACUAAUACAUAUAUUCAUGUUCAUAGCAUAUAUUCAUAGUAGCCAAAAGGUGGAAACAACCCAAGUGUCCGGCAAUGGAUGAAUGGAUAAAAAGGAAAUUCUGACACAUGCUGCAACACAGAUGAACCUUGAAGACAUUCAGAGACAUAAGCCAGUCACAAAAAAGCAAAUACUGUAUGAUUCCAUUUCUAUGAAGUAUCUAGCGUAGUCAAAUUUAUAGAGACAGAAAGUGGAACUUUGGUUGACAGAGGCUGGGGGAAAAGAGGAAAUGGAGAAUUAGUGUUUAAUAGGUUUCAGCUGGGGAAGAUGAAAACAUUCUGGAGCUGGCUGGUGGUGAUCAUUGCUUAACAAUGUAAUGUACUUAAUGCCAUAGUAUUGUACACUAAAAAUGGUUAAAAUAAAUUUUAUGUCAUGUAUAUUUUACCACAAUAAAAACAAUAAAGGCUUUUGAGUGACUGCA